CUCUCAACAUUACUCGCUCCCAGCUUCUUCUUCUUCCUCUCAAAAACGGCCUGAAAGCUACUGCUUGAAGAAGGAAGAACAUGCCAAAGAAAAAUAAAUUUAAAGAUGUUGAUCGACCUGAGCUUCACAUUAUUCAUUAUCUUAGUCAUUCUGAUUAUAAAUUAAGAAUGUUGACUUGUAAUCACCCACUUCCUCCGGACCGGUACAACGAUAGGGCGGAGGACCUUUUACGACUUACCGGUUUCUACCAUGCAUCGCAGAUUGGGGUAGUUCAGUGUCAGAAAGCAUUGGUGAAUGCUCUGAUUGAACGUUGGCAUCCGGAAACACAUACGUUUCACCUUCCCAUUGGUGAAUGUGCCGUGACUCUUGAAGAUGUGGCUCUAAUUCUUGGUCUUCCCACCGAUGGUCUUCCAGUCACAGGGAUGACAAUGAGCAGUUUUGAAGCGUUGGAGGCGGAGUGUUUGAUUCAAUUUGGAGUUGCACCGCGUAAGUCGGAUUGUAGAGGUAGUUGCAUAAAACUUACCUGGCUACGAAAUCUAAAAGAAAAUUUAGAGUUGACCGAUGAUAUCAGUAUACAGAGGUACGUGAGGUGCCAUAUUAUGUUGCUGAUCGGGACUAUCUUGUUUGGGGAUAAGUCUGGGGCAGGUGUGCAUUGGAAAUUUCUACCCUUCCUGCGUGAUUUUGUUAGUAUUGGACAGUAUAGUUGGGGAGCGGCAUGCCUAGCACACCUCUACAGGGCAUUAUGUCGGGCAUCUCGUUAUAACUGCAAGGAAAUAGAUGGUCCACUAACACUUCUACUCUGUUGGGCUUGGAUGAGGUUGCCAUAUCUAUCGCCGCUACCUAGGGAACCACGAAGUUUUCCUCUAGCAAACAGGUGGCGGAACUGGGAGCGUGGUGACCGACGAUAUAGAUAUCUGAAGUUAGAUCACUUUAGGAAGGCAUUUGACGAACUUCAGGAAGGACAGUUUGUUUGGGUUGCUUAUGCUGUGGAUCGCGUGGAUCCGAACAUCAUUCCUCCUGAAAUCUACAUGCAGUCGGUUGUUUGGAGCGCUACAGUUCCGUUGGUAUCAUUUGAAUGUAUCGAGUGGCAUGCUACCGAUAGGUUUCGGCGACAGUUUGGUUUUGUUCAGGGACUACCUAGUCAGGAGCGGAAUCUAGACAAGGCGCAUGGAGAAACCCUGACUGGUCCCAAGAAUCUAAAUUGGGCCACGGAACGGAGUCAUUCAAUUUGGGUGAUGCAUUGGUCAAACAGGUAUAACUACGUUCUAUCUGAGCUUCCCAUGCCUUCACAUCAUCUACUAGAUAGUUACAUCCAUUGGUACCGAACAAAAUAUGGGAACCACUUGAACUUGUCAAAUCUUGUGGGUCAAGAUAAUGAUGAUGGUGAUCAGGAAAUGGAUGAGGGUGAUCAGGAUAUGGAUGAGGAUAAUCAGGAAACCGAUGAUGGUAGUCAGGAUAUUGACGAUGACAAUGAAGAACAAGAGCCACGUUCGCCGCAUAUGUUACCACCAAACCCGAUUCCAGAAGAACAACCUCAGUCCUCAAGUCAGUAUGUACCUCAGACAUAAUUCCCUCCAUCAGUUCCAAUAAGUCAACAAUAUUGGGGAACCUCACAGUUUGAAACAGGAGAAGGAGGUUCUUUUAGCCAGUUGCUUGGAUUCAUGUCUGUAGAUCCUGGACUAUCACAUGAUGGCCAUCAGCCUGAGUUCAUGGCAGGCAGGUAUUCAUUGGAUGCGAGGUACCCGGGGCAUACCUCAUCGGUUGCUUCUGGGGGGUUUGUGUCGGUUGACUCUAGUAGGAGUGACGGUGGAAGCGGAGCUUUCUUUACUCAGAACCCUAACCGUGUUUUCAUGGGACUCAUUGAGGAAAAUGCUAACACACUCGAGAAAGAGACCGAUGCGUAUCUCGUGGAUGAGCCGGAUGACGAGGGCGAUCAUGAGGAUGAUGAAAUAGAGGAGUCCGAUGAGGAUGAAGAAUCUCGUAAUGAUGGUCAGGCACGCACUCUGGAUGAAACAUCCAAAGGUUACAAUCUGAGGAUUGAUCCACCACGUCGCAGUGCUAAUCGCUACACUCCAUCUGUGUUGAAAAAGGCGGCCAAGAAAUGCAAGAAUUUUGUCAAGGAUGUGAAGUGGGCUAUGAGAAAGUAAUUGUAGUGUUAAUUAUUUACUUAAGUAUUACUCAGGUGGACUAUGUUUAGAGUAAUUUGUCUCUUUUGGACAUUAUGAACAAAUAACCCUAUUGUGUGUUUAGAGUAUUUAUGCAUUAAUGACCUUAUUCAGGUAUUACUGGUCUGGACUAUGUAUCUUGGCUACAUAAGAUCUGAGA
Messenger RNA from Arachis ipaensis, 2325 nucleotides. Lineage: Eukaryota; Viridiplantae; Streptophyta; Magnoliopsida; Fabales; Fabaceae. The record is from RefSeq and is a predicted model, not a curated record.